AUGGUGGGGAGCAUUGAGACUUUGAAUCGUAAUUUGUACUCAAAUGGAUCUAUUCAGAACUGUAAUAGUUUGGAAGAGAAACUAGAUGAGCUCCGGAGCCGCCUUGGCAAGGGUAAUGGUGAUCCAUUAAGAAUUGUUGGUGUUGGGGCAGGCGCUUGGGGCAGUGUUUUUGCCGCUGUGUUGCAAGAUAGCUAUGGUCAGUUUCGAGACAAGGUCCAAAUAAGGAUAUGGAGAAGACCAGGAAGAGCUGUUGAUAAAGCAACAGCUGAACAUCUUUUUGAAGUGAUCAAUUCAAGGGAGGAUGUAUUGAGGAGGUUGAUCCGGCGCUGUGCGUAUUUGAAAUAUGUGGAGGCAAGGCUGGGGGAUCGAACGCUUUAUGCAGAUGAGAUUUUGAAAGAUGGAUUUUGUUUGAACAUGAUCGAUACGCCACUGUGUCCUUUGAAAGUUGUAACCAGUUUGCAGGAGGCUGUUUGGGACGCUGAUAUUGUGGUGAAUGGCUUGCCUUCUACUGAAACACAAGAGGUGUUUGAAGAGAUUAGUAACUAUUGGAAGGAAAGAAUCACAGAUCCUAUUAUCAUCUCUCUGGCGAAAGGUAUAGAGGCUGCACUAGAGCCUCUCCCGCAUAUCAUAACUCCCACGCAAAUGAUUAACCGGGCAACUGGUGUACCUAUAGAGAACAUACUUUAUCUGGGUGGCCCAAAUAUUGCCUCAGAGAUCUACAACAAGGAAUACGCUAAUGCUCGAAUAUGCGGAGCUGAGAAGUGGAGAAAACCACUUGCAAAGUUUUUAAGGCAACCCCAUUUUACCGUCUGGGACAAUAGUGAUCUUGUUACACAUGAAGUCAUGGGUGGCUUAAAGAAUGUCUAUGCCAUUGGAGCAGGGAUGGUCGCAGCCCUCACAAAGGAGAGUGCUACCAGCAAAUCUGUAUAUUUUGCACAUUGUACCUCAGAGAUGAUAUUUAUUACUCACUUGUUGGCAGAAGAGCCUGAGAAACUUGCUGGGCCUUUGCUGGCUGACACAUAUGUAACCUUGUUGAAAGGCCGUAAUGCAUGGUACGGGCAAAUGCUAGCCAAAGGGGAACUAAAUCGGGAUAUGGGUGAGAAUAUCAGUGGAAAAGGAAUGAUUCAGGGUGUCUCUGCAGUCAAAGCAUUUUAUGAACUUCUCAGUCAGUCGAGCCUAAAUGUAUUGCAUCCUGAAGAAAACAAGCCAGUUGCUCCUGUGGAGCUCUGCCCCAUCUUGAAGACGCUAUAUAAAAUAUUGAUAACAAGGGAGCAAUCAUCACAAGCUAUUCUUCAAGCUUUGAGGGAUGAAAACUUGAAUGAUCCCAGGGAACGCAUUGAGAUUGCACAGAGCCAUGUCUUCUAUAGGCCCUCACUUCUUGGGCAGCCUUUGACUAGUUUUCCAUUGCAAGAUAAAGUGGCAAUAUAA
Messenger RNA from Prunus armeniaca (apricot), 1428 nucleotides. Lineage: Eukaryota; Viridiplantae; Streptophyta; Magnoliopsida; Rosales; Rosaceae. The record is from the annotation of a GenBank genome assembly.